Messenger RNA from Tachysurus fulvidraco (yellow catfish), 3400 nucleotides. RefSeq names its product G protein-coupled receptor 37 like 1b (gene gpr37l1b). Bases 197 to 1702 code for a protein of 501 amino acids. The transcript is spliced from 2 exons. Gene Ontology annotation, molecular function: G protein-coupled peptide receptor activity. Gene Ontology annotation, biological process: positive regulation of MAPK cascade; adenylate cyclase-inhibiting G protein-coupled receptor signaling pathway. NCBI's taxonomy places the organism in Eukaryota, Metazoa, Chordata, Actinopteri, Siluriformes, Bagridae. The record is from RefSeq and is a predicted model, not a curated record. Gene Ontology annotation, cellular component: signaling receptor complex; plasma membrane.
CUUCUAUGGAUGUGCAAAGAGAGCUGAGGUCUGGGAGACAAGACUGCAGAAGCCAUAUGUUCUCUGGCAUGAAGGAUCUCAGGCUUUGGUUACAUUGGGUCUACAUUUUGCCCUUUAUUUUAAACUCAUUGUUUUCAGUGUGAACUGAAAUCGCCUAGUUUGGAAAGUAGUUGAACCGCUGUUGUUGUUUUUGAAGAUGGAUCAGGGAAGUUUAAGAGUGAUUUAUUCACUGACCCUGGUUAUGUUUUUGGGUGUCUGUGCUUCUGGAGCAAAAAACAAGGAGAAGAGUGGAACAUCUCCAUUGAACCUGCAAGAAGAUCAAGAGCUUUUUGCUCAAAAAAAGAUUUUUGAGGAUGCAGAUUAUCAAGAUGAAUACCAUCUCGAGAUGACAAAAGUAGAAUAUAUUGAGGAUGCAGAUGGAGGUUCUGUGCACACACCAUCUGAGGAGUUUUCUGGAACUCACCCAACUCCAACACCUCAGUCAGACCUGCCCAAUAUGAGUGUGACAUCUAGUGAAGACAAAGAUGGCAGCACUGGGGGAAUCCUCACUAAAAACAAUGUCACGGAACAAGAAAUCACAAGUUUCUACAACCCUCUGUUCCCAGUGACAAACAGCUCCUACAGUGCCUAUGGGAUUUUGUUUCUGGCCCUUGUUGUGUUUGCUGUAGGGAUUGUGGGUAAUCUGGCAGUCAUGUGCAUUGUUUGGCAUAACUACUUCAUGAGAAGUGCUUGGAACUACAUCCUGGCCAGUUUGGCUUUCUGGGACUUCCUUGUCCUGUGUUUCUGCCUGCCUGUGGUGGUGUUUAAUGAACUCACUCACAAACGGCUUCUGGGAGAUUUUUCUUGCAGGGUUGUACCCUACAUGGAGGUGACCUCACUAGGCGUGACAUCCUUUAGUCUGUGUGCACUUGGUAUCGACCGUUUUCAUGCAGCCACCAGCUCCCUCCCAAAGGCUCGGCGACUGGAGCGUUGCCAGUCUAUCCUGGCCAAACUGGCUGUGGUGUGGGUCAGUUCCAUGGUCCUAGCAGCACCAGAGCUACUCAUAUGGCAGCUACAGCAAGUCCAAUCCCCUUCUCUGGGUGUCCAGGUGGAUGUCUGCAUCAUGAGCCCAUACCCAAACCUCCCAGAGUCCAUUUACUCCCUGAUCAUCAACUACUAUGACACUCGCAUCUGGUGGUACUUCGGUUGUUACUUCUGCCUGCCUGUGGUCUUCACCUUGCUCUGCCAGCUGGCCACCUGCCAUGUUUCCGGCGAUAGUGGAAGCUCUGGCAAGCGGGCCGAAGAGCGCUCUCCAUCCACAAAACAGAAACUGCAGCAUGCACAGCAGGUUGAACGACAACUGAACUGCACUGUCAUGGCACUGGCCGUGGUUUAUGGGGUAUGUGCGCUGCCCGAGAAUGUAUGCAACCUUACACUGACAUAUACCUCCAUACAGCCAUCCAAGGAUGUUUUGGCUCUCCUCAAUCUGAUAAAUCAAUUUUUCCUGUUCUUUAAGUCAUCUGUGACACCAAUACUUUUGUUGUGUUUGUGUAAAACUCUGGGCCAGGCCUUUAUGGUCUGCUGCUGCUGCUGCUGUGACGAAUGCAAACCUAGUAGCUCCUCUUCCUCCCAAAACAUUGCUGAAAGCAAGCAUGAGGUGUCCACAUCUAUUUUCUUUGACAAAGCCAAGGACAGCACAACCAUUUUGUCUAUUGGCAGCUGAAUCAUCAGACCUGAAAUAAGGUCACAAGAUGAAAUUAAUUAUAUCUCACAUUCACUUUCAUCACAUCAGUUAUUAGUGACUAUGACUUUUUUCCAUGCUCACUGUCUGAUGGGUAAAUUCACCAAGAAGUUGUCCUGUUGCUGCUCUGAAUAUUCUUUUAAAAGGAGGAAGAAUUCAGAAUGUGUAAAAGGUCAACAUAUGUGUGAAGUUCAGGCAGAACACGCUUCAAACACAAAUUUAGUUUUCUAGGUUCACUAAUCAAAACAUACUGUCGUAAAAAUCUGUAAUAUUUUUGCAAGAAAGGUUUUGGGGUUUGUACUUUAAAUCAUUAACACCUUCUGUCAGCAGAAUAUCAUGUCAAGUCUCUUCAGACUGUAUGGCCUGUUUUUCAGCUUUGUAUACAAUUGUGACUUUUAUUAGUAUGUCUAUAUUUUGUGAUGAUAUGCAACAUUUGCUAGAUAUCUGACCAGUGAUGAAUAAUUAUAAUAAAAUAAAAAUAACUAUUCAGAUAGGUAUAUAUUUUCAACAUACACAUUUUUGGAGAUGUAGAGUUGUUUAUGUAACAUAUACUGUAAUGCUGGUUAAUAAUUGAUGGCAUAGUUUUGUAUUUACAUAACAGCUUGGCUAGAAUACGUGUUGUUAAUUGUUAUACAAUAUUUUACAUGCACUGAAUUGUUUUAUUAGUUUGUAAAUAAACUCAAGAGGAAAAAAAACUGAAAGUGCUGGCAGCAUUCUAAAGUUUUUUAGGUUUUUUUAAUGUGAAGCAAAAAAUUGAAAGUGUCCAAUGGAGUUAAUUACACAGAUUGACCCACCAUUUCAGUGUAUGAAAUUUAAUCGAGUGAGUAACUAGCAGGAGUUUGUUCAUAAAUUUUGCAUGUCUGCUGAGGAGUUUUUUUCUGCAAAGGCUUGGUUGGUUUCUUCUUUCCCAUGAGGUUUUCAUUGUUCUGAAAAGAAGAUAGAGGCUUUCACUGAAUAUCAAUGCCCAGACUACAGCUGAGUUGCCAAGAGACCACCAAAAAUUCACAUGCGCUCCAGACUGGCCAACAGUGCACACAAUACCCUUGGGUUUUCCCACCUUUCUUCGUUGUCACAGGAACCAGAGCUCAUCUGUUAAAAGCAUGAUGUUUGUAUGCUUUCAUGUUCAACUGUUAAAUACUUUAAACAAGCAGUUUUAUAGACUAUGUCACUACAAACCAGCAUAAUAACAAUACAGGGCUGUAGAUUAUUCUGUUAUACUACUACAUGUGUAAUAGUAUAGAAAGUGCCUAAAUGUCCAGCAAAAGAACUAUUUGUCACAGUGAGUGACAUGUCUGUUCCUGUAAAAAGGUUUUGUAGAGGUUGACCUGUUUAAACACGUAGCUUUGGCCUGUGUUCAGUAGCUGUCAGGGAUUGGGAAGACAAAAAAGAGAAUGAGCAGCCUCAUUAGAGAGUUGGAGCUUUAAGGAUGGCGCUCUGUUGGCACUAAUGACUGAGAAGGGACAGACUAAUCUCUGUUCCCUGUAAUGAAACUAGAGUCCAAAUCAGAAAACUGUUUCUACCAUCCUGAACAAAAGAAUAAUAAUACUAAUAACAAUUAGAUUGAUGAUGAUAUUUGACUAAUUACACUACUGCUGUUACACUUUAAAAAGGUUCAAUCUGGUCAUUUCAGAAUAGUAAUAAAAUGUAGUCAAUAUUAUGAAAUCACACAAAUCAUGCAAU